Messenger RNA from Camellia sinensis, 546 nucleotides. NCBI's taxonomy places the organism in Eukaryota, Viridiplantae, Streptophyta, Magnoliopsida, Ericales, Theaceae. The record is from RefSeq and is a predicted model, not a curated record.
UACAAAAAGGUGAUGUUAUUGAUAUGUAGGGAUCAUUCAAAUUUUGUCAGUUGUGUACGGUUUUGUACAGAUGGUAGCAAGUUCAUUACAGUAAGCUCUGAUAAGAAGGGUAUACUAUAUGAUGCGAAAACUGGAGAGAAAAUUGGAGAGCUGUCCUCAGAGGAUGGUCAUAAAGGCAGCAUUUACGCUGUUAGUUGGAGCCCUGAUGGUAAACAGCUAGCAGAAGCAGCAAAAGCACAAUUUUCACGUGAUUACAAUGAUAAACCUUGCUCUUGUCCAGGCUUAUGAGGCUUGGAAAGAAGUUGAAAGAGACGUAGCUGGAUAUGAAUACUGUUGGAAGAAUUUUCUUUCUGCUCAAUCAAUGAAAGCUAUUGAUGCUCUGUGAAGGGAGUUCUACUCUUCACUUAAGGAAUAUGUUUUAAAUUUUAAUGCUAAGUGAAUGUGAAUUGGAUGAUUAUAUAGAUUACAAGCGGAUUUUUAAUUGAACGAAUAUGUAGUUUGGAAUUACUUGUGGAUGAAAACUUAUAAUAGUUGCUGACUUUAAUU